AUGGCACUGGCUCAGGAGAAUUGUGCAGCUGAACAGGAACAUCAGAGUGCCCAGUACAACAAACGGGCCAGGGGUCAGCCUCUGUCUCUCGGCGACCAGGUGCUGCUGGCGAAUAAGGGCGUAAAAGGGAAGUGCAAACUUUCUGACAAGUGGGCGCCUGUUGUCUACACUGUGGUGGCUUCAAAACCUGCCCUACAUAUCUACCGUAUCAGGGAUCAGGAAGGAAAUGAACGUGUUGUUCACCGGAACUUGCUGCUCCAGGUCAACUUCCUGCCCUUGGAUGAAGCUUUGGAUGAUGAUGAUGGUGAAGCUGCUCCUGUGUCCACGCCUGCCUCUGGUGUGGUUAAUGCUCCUGCUACAUCCGAUAGGCAUGAGACUGAGAUGUCUGGAUUGGGGACUGCAGCUGCAACGGUUGAGCCAUCCCUUGCUGAUUCCCUCUCGAGCGUUGACUGGGAUGAUGGCCGUACCGCCUCAUGGGUCCACGAGCAGUCGUCCAUUGAUGAGCCCCCUGGCUCGGACAGUAUGCCAUCUCCACCGUCUCCUGUGGUGGCCUCUUCUGAUCCUCAUGGCCCUGUCAUUGCUGCUGAUCCCCCGACAGCUCUCCCUGUCCCCCUACCAACAUUUGACCAUCCCGACCCACCUCAGGCAGACGAGGAAAUAGAUGACUUCCGCGUACGCUACGAAAAAGAGUUUAGAACUCACAGCGGCAUCGAGUAUUAUAAUCAAGAUGACGGCGUAUACCAGCAACAACUCAAAAACGGUCUGCUUCGAAACAUGUCCCGGCAAAUUGCUGAGUGGAUCACUCACAGCACCGUGGGGGCCGUAGAGGGCAUGGCAGAAGCCACGGUCGAGGUCGCGGACGUGGACAGGGACAGGGACAAUCCCCUGGCCACAAAACCCAGUCUGAUCUUUGCUUUAAAUGCAAGAAGCCCGGCCAUUGGGCCCGGGAUUGCCCAGACAGUGACGCAAAAGGGGGUUUUCAGUGAUCAGGACACCGACAGCACCGGCAGCAGUAAAAGGUUGCUGAAUGAUCUACUGCGUUCCCCAGUUGCAGCGAAGAUAGCCGAGCGACCCAGCUGGAUCCACCUCAGCCACUGCAAACUACAAACUCACCUGAAACCUACUCACCAGCCACAAGGUAAGGUCAACUGUGGACCCAGGACGCUGGUCUCUCAACCACAGGGCAGAAUAAUCCCUGAGACCAGCUCCCUACUCAAUGCCACAGAAGAGAAGGUGAAAUGCCCUCUUGGAUAUUUCCCCUGUGGUAACCUAAGCAUGUGCCUCCCUCAGCUCCUCCACUGCAACGGCAUCAAUGACUGUGGAAAUGAGGCAGAUGAGGAGAAUUGUGGAGAUAAUAAUGGAUGGCCCCAUCUUUUUGACAAACAUUUUGGGAUGCCGAGUUCAAAUACCCGAGCCAAGUCCAACGUAUGCUUGCUGGGUGCCGUUCCAGAGUUGUGUCAGUGCCGAGACCUGGAGCUGGAUUGCAACAGUGCUCAGCUUCGAAACGUCCCAGAGGUUGCCAUAAAUGUCACCAUGAUGUCCCUAAAAAGAAAUCGACUUCAGAGGCUGGAAGCGAACAGAUUCUUUAUCUACCAGAGUCUACAGAAACUAUACCUCCAGCACAACAAGAUUCAAGAUGUGAGUCCUGAUGCAUUCAGAGGGCUUUAUAACCUAACAAGACUGUAUCUGAGCCACAACAAGAUUACUGCCCUGAUGCCCGGCGUAUUCCAGGACCUACACAAGCUGGAGUGGUUAAUCAUUGAAAACAACAAUAUCCAUCAGAUAUCACCCAUGACAUUUUCAGGACUGAACUCUCUCGUCUUGCUAGUUUUGUUGAACAACUCUUUGACAAAGCUAGAUGACAUUUGCCGAGAAAUGCCCAGACUGAAUUGGCUGGAUUUAGAGGGAAAUCUCAUUGAAACGAUUGGAAAUGUCUCCUUCCACUCAUGCAGCAUGUUGACAGUUCUAGUUUUGCAGCGCAACAGGAUCAGCUAUAUACACGAACAUGCCUUCUCAGUCCUUCAAAAGCUUGGCGAAUUGGAUCUAUCCAACAACAAACUGGUGGUGAUCCCUACACAUCUAUUUGUCUUACUGGAGGAUUUGCUUCAGCUAAAUAUAUCAUACAAUCCCAUCAUGGAGCUUCAAGUUGACCACUUUGACAGUUUACAUAAGUUAAAAUCGCUGAACAUCGAGGGGAUAGAAAUUGGAAACAUUCAGCGAAGAAUGUUUGAACCUCUCAAAUACUUGACUCACAUCUACUUCAAGAAGUUCCAGUACUGUGGCUACGCCCCUCACGUGCGCAGCUGCAAGCCCAACACCGACGGCAUCUCCUCUUUUGAGAACCUGCUGGCCAACAUUGUGCUGAGAGUCUUCGUUUGGGUCGUUUCCGCCACCACGUGCUUCGGCAACAUCUUCGUCAUCUGCAUGCGCUCCUAUAUCCGCUCCGAAAACAAGCUCCACGCCAUGUGCAUCAUCUCCCUUUGCUGUGCAGACGGGCUGAUGGGCAUCUAUCUCUUCAUGAUUGGUGCGUAUGACCUAAAGUUUCGAGGCGAGUACAACCGGCACGCUCAGGCCUGGAUGGACAGCAGCCAGUGUCAAGUCAUCGGUUCUUUGGCCAUGCUGUCCACGGAAGUGUCCGUCCUGCUCCUCACCUAUCUCACUCUGGAGAAGUACAUCUGCAUCGUGUACCCUUUCCAGUACUUGACUCCCGGCUGGCGGCGGACUGUGACCAUCCUGCUCGGGAUUUGGGUGUUCGGCUUAAUAGUUGCCUUCCUGCCGCUGGCCUGCAAGGGCUUAUUUCGCAACUUCUAUGGGACAAAUGGAGUCUGCUUCCCCCUGCAUUCUGAGCAGCCGGAGACGCCUUGGGCUCAUGUUUACUCCAUUGUUAUUUUUCUUGGUCUCAACCUGGUGGCCUUCCUCGUCAUUGUCUUUUCAUAUGCAAGCAUGUUCUACAACAUCCAGAGAACAGGCACCCAGACCACAAAGUACAGCAACCACAUCAAAAAAGAGGUGACCAUCGCCAAAAGGUUCUUCUCCAUCGUCAUUACGGACUCCCUCUGCUGGAUCCCCAUUUUCAUCCUCAAGAUCCUGUCACUGCUGCAGGUGGAGAUUCCUGGAACCAUCAGCUCUUGGGUCGUCAUAUUUAUUCUGCCCAUCAACAGCGCCCUAAACCCCAUCCUGUAUACUCUUACCACGCGGCCUUUCAAAGAGACGAUCCUGCAGGUGUGGGCCAACUACAGACAGAAACGGCCCCUGCUCAGCGGUCACCCUCCGCAUCAUCCGUCGCUCACUUGGCAGGAAAUGUGGCCUGUGCAGGAGAACAGUCACGGCGUCGCUCCGGGUCAUCCACCGCAAAUGAAAGAGGCAGCACCCAAGCUCACUCCUGUGGAGAAUGCCAACGAUGGAUAUGAUGACUUUACCGCCGGCUCAAUACAGCAGCAAAAGCAGCACACGGUCCUGUCAGGAAGCUCGCAGAAACGAACACUGACACACACGCUCGCACAAACCAACAAACUCCUCUAAGUGUCUAACAGCCGAGCUUCAAGGAUCUAAUCGCAGUGUCUGUUUGUAAGAAUGAUUAAGGUUCGUUCAUCUCAGCAAUUGAUAUUUAUAUGAUAAAAAAAAAACACUAU
Cololabis saira (Pacific saury) is the source of this 3632-nucleotide messenger RNA. RefSeq names its product relaxin family peptide receptor 1 (gene rxfp1). Lineage: Eukaryota; Metazoa; Chordata; Actinopteri; Beloniformes; Belonidae. The record is from RefSeq and is a predicted model, not a curated record. The coding region runs from base 1 to 3522 and encodes 1173 amino acids. The transcript is spliced from 22 exons. Gene Ontology annotation, biological process: G protein-coupled receptor signaling pathway. Gene Ontology annotation, cellular component: membrane. Gene Ontology annotation, molecular function: protein binding; G protein-coupled receptor activity.